AUGUAUAGGAAACAACCGACGCUAACUAGCAUACCAGAACGGAACGAGAACGAGGAUGAGCAUUUAACUAACAAAUGGGUGCCGAAGAAGAAACACGAAGUUCUUAAAGCUAAGUAUAAAUGUUUGAAGAAAUUGUUCCAAAUAUACGAUGCUAGCGUUAUAGGGAUCCUGCCGGAGUCUUACGGGCCGGAGGGGUACUUAGAAGAGGAUAUAAAGUCGACCAAGAAGAGAAAGAAGCGAUCGCAUCGCACGAAAACUGACGCAUGCGCCGGGACGAACGAGGUGUCGAGCGGUGACGUCACGAUGCACACUGACACUGACAAAGAGUCCAUAGCUACGUCUGUAAUAAGAGACCUCAAGAUAACUAAAUGUUCCUGCACGUCGACGCAGAUGGAGUCCAUACUACAGAAAGACAGCAAAUACGCGGCUACCCAAGAGUCUAGGGAAAACAUGACUUUGGAAAGGGCUCUCACCAUCCCGAAUAUACCAGAACGCGAUUGUCUUGAACGUCAUGAACACCUCGAACGCCUGGAACGCCAGGAGUGCGAGUUUACCCAGACCAGCGACUCUCAUCCCCUCCCUCACCCAAUUCCUUACCUCAUGAUGAGCGAGAAACGCAAGCUCACGAGGUUCCAAUGUUUCAUCCACCGGAUUUUCGGUAUACGGCAAGAGAGACCGUAUAAAAACUAUGUAUUGCCCAACGGCCAUGUGUAUGCCGCUAGCGAUAAUAAUAUUUCCCAUAAUUUCUGCGAUAAGAGACGUCGCCGUGGCUUGAGAUUCCGAAGGUUGCGACGCCCUAAGAAGAUUCAAUCGGAAAUCGCUUUGAGAGAUGUGAAAAGUCCCUUCAUCUUGACUUAUGUCCAAUCAGUGCAGAGGAACUGUUUGAUGGACACCACGCCGCGACAAUGUCCGAUUUUGGGAUGCCGUAUGAUUUCCUAUGGAAUAAUUAACUACAACGACCACCUCAAUCUCUGUCACUUCACCGACAGAAAAUACAUCUGCCAUUACUGCCACGAAGGCUUCGAGAGAGAAUACGACAAAUACGUCCACGAGAACGAACACAUCGGCAUCUCCAAACUUGGAGACAUCGGCAUCUCCAAACUGGGUAGCACCAACAUCUCCACACCAUCCGCCACGCGACUUACCUACAAAAAAGCCAGCAACACCCAAACUGAUCCAGAAAUGACGAAAUGUGACGUCCCAGAAGACAAAUUGAAGAAGAUCGUGUCAUUUUUCGACAAGAUAUCUGAUCCGGACCAAAUUUUGACGGAAAUCAAGAAAAGUAGAUUCUCUGAAUCGAAUUUACAGCAGUCUAAGACAGCGACGCUUGAGACGACAGAGGAGUCUGAUUCUUCAGACAAGCGCACGGUGAGCUGCGUCAAUCUGCAUCGCAAGAUGGGCAAGUCCAAGAGUGCUUCGUCUGCCGAAUCUGAGGUGACUUCGAAACUCCAGUACAGCUCGCCUAUAGCAUGUCAUAUUUGUGGAGAACAAUUCAAUUACAGAAGGCAGUUAAGUCUCCACGUGGAUUUAGAGCACCGCGUGCACGACAAAUUUUCAAAAUUCCACAGCUGCGCAGGCAUCCUAAAUCGUAGAUCUCUGAAUAGAGUCGACAUGGUUUCUGAAGAUGGAAAGAUCCAAGUCCAAAGCUUGGAUAGGACUCACUCGGGGGUUCAUAGGUCUAAUUCUGAAAUUAGUCAGGACACUUAUUCAGAAGUAUCACAUAGGAGGUCGGAGGAGAGUCUUAGUUGCGACCCCUCCACAAAUAUUGUGUACUAUACUUCGAUGGAAACAGUGAAGAAGCCGUCUGUUGUGAAUAGCAUCGUUAAAAAGGUUCGAAGUGGGUUCAAUAGCUACAAAUGGGAACCGGGAACUAAAAUUAUUCGUGUGUAG
This is a messenger RNA of Spodoptera littoralis (African cotton leafworm), 1890 nucleotides long. NCBI's taxonomy places the organism in Eukaryota, Metazoa, Arthropoda, Insecta, Lepidoptera, Noctuidae. The record is from the annotation of a GenBank genome assembly.